Molecule: messenger RNA, 2754 nt
Organism: Endocarpon pusillum Z07020
Lineage: Eukaryota; Fungi; Ascomycota; Eurotiomycetes; Verrucariales; Verrucariaceae
Exons: 3
Coding region: 1-2754 (917 amino acids)
Biological process (GO): protein phosphorylation
Molecular function (GO): ATP binding; protein serine/threonine kinase activity
Source: RefSeq, a predicted model, not a curated record
AUGGCAACUUACAACGGUGUGAACCCGCACACUGCAGCGGACCUUCUCCGGCAGGCUGUAGCGCAAAACAGCGCCCGUCAUGAAAAUGGAGGAACACCCGAUCAAAUUGGAUCAAAUUGUCCAACUCCCUCCGGCAUCGAGACGCCUCAACCAGAUCCAUCGGACAAGCGAUUGCCCGGCAUAAUAUCUAGCUUUUUUGGUCAGGUUGGUCUCAACCCUUCCUCGAAACCGCAAGCUCCAAAGUCCCCUGCUGUCACGGCCCCUUUCUUGGACCCCGGUCUUGAUAGUCAUCCUCCCCAGCAUGAUCGGGAAGCCAGAUGUUCUCGUAGCUCUUCUCGUUCCUCUGGUUCGCUUGUUAUGGUGGCACGUCAUCGGAGUCGUGAUGAUGAUUCACCACCAGAAUCGAUUGAUGAGCAAGGCCAAAAGCGAACACAAGAAGAUCUGCCUGAGCCUGUGCCUACCAAGCUUCCACCCACUCCCAUAUCAUCUGCUUCUUCUUUCCUGCAAAGAGAAGGACCUACAGCAGUGAAUGGUCAACCCGAAGUUGAUGCAGCUGUCAAUCCCGUCGCACAAGCCCUCAAAAACUUUGUCCUCUCCUCGAGCUCCCUCAAGUCUCGUCGUCAUGCAUCACUCCCUGUUGCGAGCAUCAGUAUUGAUCCUGUUCUUGCGGCACAUAUUUCGAACCCAAGCACUUUUUCCCAUCUCACUGCCCCGGGGAGUCCAACUGCACCUCCUGAAGAAGAUGUUAAGCUGCCCAAUCAUACUUCAGUUCGAGAGCUCAGAAAGCUGACUUCAAGCGCGACUGCUGAGUCGCGUUUAAAGAAUACUCCUCCUCUUACCCCACGAGCAUUAUCACACGAAGACGGCUACCAAGGGAAGAGAUCGCCUCUUUCUUCCGGUGCCAGCAUGACUGCCGGCGCUGGAAAGUCUCCCGAGUUACCGGCCAUUAAGACGACCAAUUUGCCUCGCAACAACGAGGCCCUACCUACCGGCUCGCCGAAAGGUCAACUGUCGGUCAAAAUCAAUGAGGCACGAGGCCUGAAACCAAGCUAUGAUCCCUACGUUGUGUGUGUCUUCGAGUGGAAUGAGUAUAUCUCAAAUGGUCCGAAACACGAUGCUAUGGAUGUUGACCACGACGAAGCAUCAAGUAGAAAGGGUCGUAAAGACACGAUUUCUGCAAUGCCUAUUCGUCGAAUUGAAGAUGAUGCAGGAAAACUUAGAGCUAUCCCAAUGAGAAGUCGGCAGAGCAGCAACAAUGGAGAGAUAGACAACUCUCAGCCAAGGUCAAACUCACCCGUGACCGAUCCACAAUGGGACCACGAGGCAACGUUCGAUGUACUUGGCCGACAAUCAGAAAUUGAUAUUUCAGUAUACGAGUCAAACUCGGAGACAUUUCUUGGUCAUGUUCGACUAUGCUUGAAUUUGACAGAAGAGAAUCCGGUGCUUGAAGGAUGGUUCCCAUUGGACCAACGUGGGCCGCACGAACAGCAAAUCACAGGCGAAGUUCAUUUGCGGAUGCGCUUCCAGAAAACGAACAAGAAACACUUUGGUCCGAACGACUUUCAGAUUCUUAAGCUGAUUGGAAAGGGGACCUUCGGCCAGGUUUAUCAAGUACGGAAAAAGGAUACGCAGCGCAUUUAUGCUAUGAAAGUGUUGUCGAAAAAAGUUAUCAUUCAAAAGAAGGAAGUUGCCCAUACCUUGGGCGAAAGAAACAUCCUUGUCAGAACGGCAAUGGCGGACUCUCCCUUCAUUGUUGGUCUGAAGUUCUCUUUCCAGACGCCAACAGAUUUGUAUCUGGUCACGGAUUUCAUGUCUGGGGGGGAGUUGUUCUGGCAUCUGCAGAAGGAGGGAAGGUUUCAGGAAGAAAGGGCCAAAUUUUAUAUUGCGGAGCUCAUCCUUGCACUGCAGCAUCUCCACCAACAUGACAUUGUCUAUCGGGAUUUGAAGCCGGAGAACAUCUUGCUUGAUGCUAAUGGUCACAUUGCGCUGUGCGACUUUGGCCUUUCCAAAGCUAACCUGACAAAGAACGACACGACGAACACCUUUUGUGGAACCACAGAGUAUCUCGCUCCUGAGGUCCUGCUUGAUGAACAGGGUUAUACCAAAAUGGUAGACUUCUGGUCGCUAGGAGUCCUCGUGUUCGAGAUGUGCUGUGGCUGGAGCCCAUUCUAUGCUGAAGAUACCCAGCAGAUGUACAAGAAUAUCGCCUUUGGGAAAGUCAGGUUUCCACGAGACGCUCUCAGUACGGAAGGGCGAAACUUCGUCAAGGGCUUGCUGAACCGGAACCCGAAACACCGUCUUGGAGCAAACCAUGAUGCACAGGAACUGAUCGAGCACCCUUUCUUCAACGACAUUGAUUGGGAUGCUCUUGCUCAUAAGAACAUUAUACCCCCUUUCAAGCCAAAGUUGAAAUCCAUCAUUGAUACAUCAAAUUUCGAUCCUGAAUUCACUAAUGCCCUCGAUAAUUCAUCAUCACUGAACGCAAGAGCCAUCGCGCUGGCCGGAGGUGCAAUGCCAGCUUCAACCCCUUUGUCUCCAACUAUGCAGAAUGCAUUUAAAGGCUUCACAUUCGUCGACGAAAGCUCAAUGGAUGGCCACUUCAAAUCGCCAGGUGCAGAUGGAAGCGACGAGAUGCGUCGUGACGACGAUGACUCGUUGAAGCCACAACGGACGAAUUCACACCGGAUGAGUGGUGUCAUGAAGACUGGAGAGACAGAGGGCAUCUUCAAUGAUGAUGGGUUUGAUGUUGAUUAA